Spathaspora passalidarum NRRL Y-27907 is the source of this 1341-nucleotide messenger RNA. RefSeq lists its product as uncharacterized. The coding region runs from base 1 to 1341 and encodes 446 amino acids. The record is from RefSeq and is a predicted model, not a curated record. Lineage: Eukaryota; Fungi; Ascomycota; Pichiomycetes; Serinales; Debaryomycetaceae. The transcript has 2 exons.
AUGAAAGUUUUGUCUUUGAUAGCAGCAUUAGCCCUUUGUGCUGAAGCCGUGAGGUUACCUCAUGUCGCUGAAGAAACUCCAGCUCCUACUCCUAUAGCUACACCCGCCAGACUAGAAAAGAGAAUGAGGGAUGUUAUUGUAAAUAAAGAGUAUGCCAAGAAUCAAGCGGCCAAGACAGCUUCAUCCACCACAGAAUUGCCACCUAAAUGGGUGAGAACUUUGAGCGAUGGCAAAGUAGAAAUUGUUUUUCCUACAGUGAUUGCAGGUGUUACCUUUAGUGCUAAACCUCCAAAAACCACUGAUGGAUUAGAACCUUGGGUGUCAUUGAAAGACGACGGGUCACCAAAGACCAUGAGACCUGAAAUCAAAGGUGGUCGUACCAAGAACGCCCAACCUACCUAUGGUACUUACUUCCAAACUGCUACUACCAUGUAUCAUAGUAAAGAAGAUUUAGGGGCACACAAUAUGGCCGACGAUGAAGUCUUUGAAGAAGUGGUCUAUCUUGAUGAAGACCAAACCAAUCACAAGUUGAGUCCACUUAUUAGAUGUACUCCUGACAGAUACAAGAAGAAGGGCAUUGCCAGGGAUAAGUCUACCGAACCAUUCUGUACUCCCAAGGACGAUGUUAGAUUAAUAAAGGACAAGACCUACUUUGUCACUUGGUAUUCUAGAUUCUUCAAUAAAGAAGUGAAAAAUGUCAAGAUUCACUUAUCCCAUAUCAAGGAAAGUUUAAGACAAAAGGGAUUAAAGAAGAGAGACGAUGAAGCUGCAGAGGAGGAAGUCAAGGAAGAAGUCACUGACGAGAUUGUGCUUAGUAAGAGAUCGGCUGUGCUAGAACAUGGAGGAAAAGUCACUGAAUUGUCCUUUUACACCUCCGAUUGGGUCCUGAACGAACAAGGCUUCUUCCCAUUAUAUAUCGACGAGAAAUGGUUCGGUGACGAAUACUGGAGAAAAGUCUUGCUUUCCAUCCAACCAGACAAUGUCGCAGAUGAAGAUUUCGAUCAUAAGAAAAACUCCCUUGUGGUUGAAAUUUGGAAAGGUGCAAAAGUUUCCAAGGAGCAUUUGCAAGAUUUGAAGAAGUUGGAAGAAAAACAUGCCCAAGCAUAUUUAGGCGAUGUUGAAAUUGAAGAAGGUAUCGAUUAUGAAAAGUAUAUGAUUAUGAUCACCAUGCCUACUUGUGUUAUCAUUGCUGCAUUUGGAAUGUACCUUUUUGUCACCUGGAACCGUGUUGAUUUGAGUAAUGUUAGAAAGAGAAACAUAAGAACAAAGAUUACACCUCGUUGCCACAAUACAAUACUGAACUUGAUAACGUUAAGCAUGAUUAGAUGCAUCACGUGUUAA